AUGUAUAGAAAAACGAUCGCAUUGACAAGAUUGACCAUGUCGUUGAUUUGGCGAUCAUUACCUUCAUCAUCAUAUCCUUUCCCUGAUCAACGACCAUUCAUCUUGUAUAUAGGAAAAAAAGCGAACAUGUUUUCUCAAUCAAAAGACAGAAUACCAAUCGGUCCGAUUAGUCAACUCAUGUCAGCUGUUUCUCCAAUUCCUGGACUUAAAUUUAUCAUGUCUAUCUACAAUAUUAUACCAUUUGAUUUAAUUGAAAGUAUUCCUGAUUUUGAAACAAGUACAUAUGUUCAACUUGUUUUUGCAUUAACAAUUCCGAAUAUUUACGUGUAUUCAGUUACUUUUGCUUCGGGAUUUAUUCAUUCGAUCAAAUUAAUCGAACAUUACCACGAAGAAAUGUGCCGUUGUAUUUCUUUUUCGAAUUUCGAUGAUAGCUCACUUGUUCGAAACAAUGUUCAUGAUUUGAAAAUUAGAUCGAGAUUGAAUCGAACAUUGAAAAAAGUUGCUCUGGAAUAUGGAGGAUUAUCGUAUCGAAUAGCUCGAGCAGAACAUAUUCAUAAAGAAUGUAUGAAAAAAGAUAUGUCUGGUAUUCUUUGUCGUCUAUGGCCGAGUUUAAUUUAUGCAUCGACUGCCACAGGAAGUACUUUUGCAAUGUAUAGAAAAGAAGUUGAAUUUUAUUGUGGAAGACAAUUACCUAUUAUUAACCUUGGAUUCUACGCUUCAAGUGAAGGAUUUUUUGGUUGUCUAGCUAGUAUUAAUACCGACGAAUAUUUCCUACUUCCAAAUAUUGCAUUUUACGAAUUUAUCAAAGAAGAAGACAUUCAUCAGGCUCAACCAAAGACACUUCUUAUUUCAGAUAUUGAACCAGGAAAUCGAUAUGAAUUAGUAUGCACCACUGAAGAUGGACUCGUCCGAUAUCGCAUGGGAGAUGUAGUCACUUGUACACGAUUUCUUUGUCGAUCCGAUGAUUUGGUUCCAUUACCCAUCGAUCAAGAAGAAAUUCCUCGGAUUCCACUUUUUUCAAUAGCAUAUCGCAUUGGUAGUUUAUUGAAUGCAUUUGGAGAAAAAACAAGUGAACAGCAUCUCAUGGAUGCUCUUCAACGGACAUCUCAACAAUGGAAAGAACAAGGAAUUCCUCUAGAUGUUUAUGAUUUUACCAGUUAUCCGAAAUUAGAUGUAUUUCCUCCACAUUAUGUCCUGUUUUUAGAAUUGAUUGAAGAACAAAAUUCUAAGCAAGGAUAUAAGAUUAGUGAGGAAAAGCUUCAACUUCUUCAAAACAUGGUCGAUUCGGAAAUUGAACGACAACUUUGUCAAACAAAUUUCUUUUAUGACAAUAUUCGAAAAGGUAGCAAACUAGGUCCACUAGUCUGUAUUCUUGUUCGAAAUGGAACAUUUUCCACUUUCCUAACAAAUGUAUUGGUCACUGAUUGGGUUAGUCCGACACAAAUCAAGCCACACCGAUUAUUGAAGAAUGAAAAUCAUAUUCAAUAUUUUUAUGCCAAUCAAAUUAACAUAUCAUCCUAUUGA
This is a messenger RNA of Rotaria sp. Silwood2, 1524 nucleotides long. The record is from the annotation of a GenBank genome assembly. NCBI's taxonomy places the organism in Eukaryota, Metazoa, Rotifera, Eurotatoria, Philodinida, Philodinidae.